Messenger RNA from Tripterygium wilfordii, 4034 nucleotides. RefSeq names its product increased DNA methylation 1-like. The record is from RefSeq and is a predicted model, not a curated record. The transcript has 10 exons. Bases 499 to 3963 code for a protein of 1154 amino acids. Gene Ontology annotation, molecular function: acyltransferase activity, transferring groups other than amino-acyl groups. Lineage: Eukaryota; Viridiplantae; Streptophyta; Magnoliopsida; Celastrales; Celastraceae.
AUGGAGAUGAAGGUAGAGAUAGAGAGAGAGUGAUUUUGAGAAGUUCUUGCCAUCUGUUGCAGAAGAGAGCGAAUUUCGGGCUUCCCAAAGCGGCUUCUCUCUGUGGGUUUUGGUCAUUUCUGAAACUGACGAGAGAGACCAGCCAAACAAAGCACGCUUUACUUGUGCUCUCUCUCAAUUUUCUUCUCCAGCAAAAACCCAUUGAUCCUAUUCAGCUUCUGUAUCCGAAAUUCGAAUUCUUGCUGCUCCUGGUGAAAUGGGUAUGACUUGAUCAACAUGCAUUACAAUGAUAUCCGAUGAUAUCGCAGGAUGGCCAAUGACAUGAAGUCAUUGCUCACUUGUAAUAAUAAGCGAAGGGGAAAACUUUUGGAGGAAGGAGUGAUGAGAGAGCUGAGAAAGCAAUAAAGGAGCUUUCAGUUUUCUGAUAUACCUAGCCUACUGUGUGGUGGUAGUCACUGGAAGCCAAGUGUAGACACUGUUGAUGUAUGAGGAGUACAAAUGUCAGUCAACACAGAUGUCGAGGAUUUACAAGAUGAUGGUUUUGAGGGAUCACAUGAUGAACGUCGUAUUUUUGCGGAGCUUUUCUUUGGAAAUGAUGAAGGUGGCGAGAGUAAGAAGUGUCUUGUUUCUGGCUCGAUCGACUUUGAAUAUGAGCAGAAUAAGAACAUAGAUUAUUUGCUACGUUCCAACAGUGAAUAUUCAGUGGUAACUUCUCAUUCUUCCCCUAACAAUUUGCUUGUGGAAAAAUCUAACAUUGUCGAUAAAGAUGCUAGAAGGCCUUUUGCAUCAGGAAGUUCUCUAGAAGAAUUUCUGUUGGGAGAUAGAGAUGACCAAAAGUUGAAUGGUAAGCCUAUGAAAUUUCCAUCUCUGCAACGACAAGAACUUGUUACUGGGAUGUGCGGUCCAUUCACAGACUUGAAGUGCCAACCUAUCCCAUUCUCCUUGGUUGAAUCAUCUUGUCAGGGCAUCACAUCUAGUUAUUAUUUUGUAAAGCAACAUGAUGCAGGUGGUGAUGUGCAUAAUCAAGAUGUUAUAAAGAGCAUUCCUCCAAGUUUAUAUGGGAAUGAUGGUAAACAACUGACUGUAGCUAAAGCUGUUGCAUCACCAGUUUCCCAGGAGAGCAUUGCAAAUAAGAUUUUGGUUGCAAGUCCAAAGGUUGGAUGUCCUCCAUACCCCGAGGAAAGGCCAAAGGAAUUUCAGCUACUAGCACUAGAUUCAUCUGGUGUUUCCUUGAAGACAGAUUGUGGGAAGGAUCCCCGUCCUCUUCUCCAGAACCAUAUUAUGCACUUACUCAUGUCAGCUGGCUGGAGUGCUGAGAGGCGUAAAAGACCCAGCAGGAAAUACAUGGACACUAUCUACCGAUCACCUACAGGGAGAGUAUAUCGUGAAUUCCCUAAAGCUUGGAGAUUCUGUGGUCAGCUUCUAUCAGGUGACGGCAACAGUUUGGUUAGGGAAGAUAAUGGUAAAAAAUGGACUGAUAUCUCUCAAUUCUUCUCUGAUUUAUCAGAUACUCUGAUGAAUAUUGAGAAAGAAAAUAAUCAGUCUGAUCUUGCUGCUGUAUUGGCUCAUCGGUGGACGCUUUUGGAUCCCUUUGUGACUCAGGUUUACAUUGAAAAAAAUAUUGGGUCACUGAGAAAGGGUGAAACUGUAAAAUCAGCUCUUCCUCAAGAGCAUAAUGAUUCUUCAAGAGCAAUGUUUUCUGAAAAUUCUCUGCAGCAAUCUCUAGAUAACCGUCCAAACAGCACUGGGGAUAUUCAGGGUCAUUCCCUUGAGUUCACUGGUGAUGAUAUGAGAAAGGGUGAGACUGUAAAGUCGACUCUUCCUCAAGAGCAUAAUGGUUCCUCAAGAGCAAUGUUUUCUGAAAAUUCUCUGCAGCAAUCUCCAGAUAACAGUCCAAACAGCACUGGGGAUAUUCAGGGUCAUUCCCAUGAGUUCACUGGUGAUGAUAUGAGAAAGGGUGAGACUGUAAAGUCAACUCUUCCUCAAGAGCAUAAUGGUUCCUCAAGAGCAAUGUUUUCUGAAAAUUCUCUGCAGCAAUCUCCUGAUAACAGUCCAAACAGCACUGGGGAUAUUCAGGGUCAUUCCCAUGAGUUCACUGGUGAUGAUAUGAGAAAAAGUUCUCGCAGAAAGUCCAGAAAGAUAUCUGAAAUGAAGAUAAGCAUUAUGGAUCAUAGCAACUCAGUAGUUUCAGUUCCUAGUAAUGCAGGCUCACAAGACAUUGAUGGGACUCGGCCAGAGUUGAAAGAAGAGGAGGAUUUUCUCAACACCUGUGCAAAAGCUUGGGAAAAUCAUAGAAGGUCAUCUAAUCUCGGCUUUAGCCAGCUAGAUAUUAAAGGGAAGGGCUCAAACUCUAAGAAGUUUCACCACGAGGGUGAUGAUUAUAAAACUGGACAAAAGAAGCCAAGCAGAUGCCAAAUUAAAGAUGAUGAUCUGUUGGUCUCAGCCAUAAUAAAGAAGAAAGAUUUCAGGCUGAGCGUUUCUAAAUCUACCUCUAGAAUGGCCUCGAAGUCAAGAGCUCGCAGAAAGAUUAAGAGCCGAAAAGCUACUUGCAGGUUGCGUACCCAAAAUCUGGCUACUGGUACGCACUCAACCUUGAGGUCAAGAACAAUUUUGUCAUGGCUGAUCAAUGGUGGGUUCAUAUCUCUGAAUGAGGUGAUUCAGUACCGGAACCCAGAGGAUGAUUCUGUAAUUAAGGAUGGCCGGGUUACCUGCGAUGGAAUCAUCUGCAAUUGUUGUAGCAAGGCAUUUACAGUUUCUGACUUUAAGAGCCAUGCAGGAUUCACGCAGAGUCAUCCGUGUUUGAAUCUAUUCAUGGAAUCUGGUAAGCCUCUCCCACUAUGUUUGUUGCAAGCAUGGUCAGAGGAAUACAAGACAAGGAAAAAUGGCCUUCAAAUACUGCAAGAUGAAGAAAAUGACCAAAACGACGAUUCAUGUGGAAUCUGCGGUGAUGGGGGUGAGCUGAUAUGCUGUGAUAACUGCCCCUCAGCUUUUCAUCAGGCUUGCUUGCUUACCCAGGACCUCCCGGAAGGCAGCUGGUACUGCGCUAACUGCAUCUGCCAAAUAUGUGGCAACCUGGUUAUGGGUGCCGAGGCUUCAUACAAUGAUGCAUUGAAAUGUUCACAAUGCGAGCGCAAAUAUCAUGAGGCAUGCUUGAAAAGACAGAGAACAUACGGCCAAGCAGUUUCUAAUCCGGGGUUUUGUGGUGGAAACUGUCUAGAGGUUUACUCAGGUCUUCGAUCUCGUAUUGGGAUCGUGAAUCAUAUCAAUGACAGUUUUUCGUGGACACUUCUAAGAUGCAUUCAUGAAGACCAAAAGGUUCACUCUAUGCACCAUUUUGCUCUGAAGGCUGAAUGCAACACAAAGUUGGCCGUUGCUCUUACUAUUAUGGAGGAAUGUUUUCAGUCCAUGGUAGAUCCACGAACAGGCAUUAACAUGAUACCCCAUCUUUUAUACAACUGGGGGUCCGAAUUUGCUCGACUGAACUUCAGUGGGUUCUACACAGUGGUGUUAGAAAGAGACGAUGUGUUGGUGGCUGUGGCAUCCAUCAGGGUGCAUGGGACUACUCUUGCAGAGAUGCCCCUCAUUGCAACUUGCAGUGACCAUCGUCGUCAGGGAAUGUGCCGUCGCCUUAUGACCGCCAUUGAGGAGCUGCUGAUAUCACUCAAGGUGGAAAAGUUGGUGAUAUCUGCCAUUCCGGAUUUGGUGGAGACGUGGACGGAGGGUUUUGGCUUCAAACCGGUAAACGCGGAAGAAAAGCAGAGUCUAAGCAAGAUCAACUUGAUGGUCUUUCCCGGGGCCAUAUCGCUUAAGAAGACUCUGUAUAAAAAUGAAAGAGGAACAACUUUAGGGGGAUGCCAAAGCCGGGAGAAUAUUGUGGUUGGUGGUGGAGUAGAAAAUCUUAGUGCUGAGAAACACCUCCCUAUAGAGGGAGAGAAGCAAAAGUGUAAGGUUAAUGAGAAAUAGAGAUAUUAUUUAUUUUAUUUUGUAGAAAAGGUAAUUUUCUCUGGAAUAUAUAUAUGAGAAAAGCCAAAGAA